This is a messenger RNA of Miscanthus lutarioriparius, 2622 nucleotides long. The record is from the annotation of a GenBank genome assembly. Lineage: Eukaryota; Viridiplantae; Streptophyta; Magnoliopsida; Poales; Poaceae.
AUGCACGGAUUGCUCACAGCUCUGGUCCUUUGUUACUUCACCAUUUCCAGCAUAGCUGGGAAGGCAAGUUCGUGCAUCCCUGAGGAGCGAGAUGCGUUGCUUGCCUUCAAAGCAGGUUUCACUGACCCAGAAGACAAGCUGCGUUCGUGGCAAGGCCAGGAUUGUUGCAAUUGGACUGGGGUGGCCUGCAGCAACAAGACCCACCAUGUCAUCAAGCUGGAUGUCAGCCAGUUCGGUCUUAUCAAAGGGGAAAAUGAAAUCAACUCAUCUUUGGCUUCUCUGACAAGGCUUGCAUACCUUGAUCUGAGCGACAACAACUUUGGUGGGCUGGCCAUUCCAGAAAUUUUAGGAAGCUUCAAGAAAUUGAGGUAUCUUGAUCUUUCACGUGCCUACUUUGGUGGUAAGGUCCCUCCCCAGCUCGGUAAUUUGUCAACCUUGGAGCAUCUUGAUCUCAAUUCCUUCAGUUCGUCAUCUACAAUCCGAGUGGAUAGUUUCCUUUGGGUUUCUCACCUUACGUCACUUACAUAUCUAGAUCUUGGUUGGGUGUAUCUUGCUGCAUGCUCAGACUGGCUGCAAGCCCUUAGUAAUCUUCCUUCGCUUAAAGUUCUUCACUUGAAUGAUGCAUUUCUUCCUGCCACGGACUUGAAUUCUGUUUCUCAUGUCAACUUCACGGCCCUUACGGUACUCAAUCUUACCAACAAUGAGCUCAAUUCUUCUCUGCCAAAUUGGAUUUGGGUGCUGAAUUCUCUAUCACAUUUGGACUUGUCUGGCUGUCAACUUUCGGGCUCAAUUCCUGAUAAGACAGAAAAUUUGACCUCCCUUGAAUUGCUUCAGUUGCGGAAUAACCACUUGACAGGAGAAAUACCACAGGCUAUGUGUAGGUUGUGCAACUUAAACUAUAUUGACUUGUCUAUGAACAAUUUAUAUGGGGAUACUGCAGCAAGGAAGAACCCGUUCUUCUGCAUGAAGCAACUACAUUUUCUUGAUGUUGGCGAUAAUAAUGUAACUGGAAGUCUAUCUGGUUGGCUUGAGGAUUUAACAAGUGUAAUCUAUCUUGACAUCAGCAAUAACUUAUUUUCUGGGCAGGGCCGUACUUCCCUUACUGGCUGCGCUCACAAACAAAAAUUGAGAUGGUUGAUCUACGCAGCACAGAUAUCAUGGGCACAUUACCUGAUUGGCUCUGGAACUUCUCUUCAUCCAUCACUAGCUUGGAUUUAUCAAAUUCUCCCAGAUUGUUGGCAGAAGGCCUCACCAUUGCAAGCCAUAGACUUCUCAAGAAACAAGCUCCAUGGAGAAAUACCUUCAACCAUGGUUUCUAUAACCUCCCUUGCUGUAUUAUCCCUAAGCGAGAACAGCUUAACUGGUAAUUUUCCCACCUCCUUGAAAUCAUGCAAUAAAUUGAUCAUUCUGGAUCUGGCACAUAAUAAUUUAUCUGGUGAGAUAGGCACUUGGAUGGGUGAUAGCCAACAGUCUCUGCUUGUGCUGUCUCUAUGGUCAAAUCAAUUUUCUGGAGAAAUACCUGAGCAACUGUUCCAACUUCACGACCUACAGUAUUUGGAUCUUUCUCGCAACAACUUAUCUGGUCCUGUACCACUUUCUCUAGGAAGUUUAACGGCUAUGAGUGUAUAUCAGGAGGGUUUUAGGGAAUAUGCUGUCAAAUUUCCACAAUUCAAAUUCACGGUUUAUGAUGGUCCUCUUCCACAGGUGGCUGUGCACAUAGCCACUGGUGGGUUACUCUAUCUAUUUGUGAUAAGCAGUACAGAUCUUUCAAGAAAUCAACUCACUGGGGAAAUUCCCAAAGGAAUAGGAGCUCUAUCUUCGCUGGUAAACUUGAAUCUCGCAGGAAAUCAUAUAAUUGGUAUUAUUCCUGAGGAAAUUGGCAACCUAUGGAGAGAUGAAUUCCACAGCAGGCCUACAAAAGCAGUAGGAUGGUGGGGAGAAGGUUCAAAGAAGAUUCUUGGCGGCAGGGAUGUGCUUGGUGGAGGAACAUGGAUGGGUUGCACCAAGGAUGGCAGGCUUGCCUUCCUGACCAAUGUGCUUGAACCAGAUGCCAUGCCCGGUGCACGGGCUAGGGGAGAUCUGCCUCUCAGGUUCCUGCAGAGCAACAAGAGCCCACUUGAAGUUGCAACUGAAGUGGCAGAAGAAGCUCAUGAAUACAAUGGCUUCAACCUCAUACUAGCCAAUCUAACAACAAAUAUCAUGGUCUAUGUGUCAAACCGGUCUAAGGGGCAGCCUGCAACAAUUCAACUCGUCUCACCAGGACUCAAUGUGCUGUCCAAUGCAAGGCUAGAUAACCCUUGGCAGAAGGCAAUUCGCCUCGGUAAAAACUUCAGGGAGCUUCUUAGGGAGCAUGGUGAUGAUGAGAUUGAAGUGAAGGAUAUAGUUGAGAGGCUAAUGACUGACACCACAAAGGCUGACAAAGAUAGACUGCCAAACUCUGGUUGUGAUCCCAACUGGGAGCAUGGUUUGAACUCCAUCUUCAUUGAGGUGCAAACUGACCAAGGGCUCUACAGGACACGGAGCACAGCUGUUUUAUCAGUGAACUAUGAUGGUGAAGCUAACUUGUACGAGUACCUUGAGAGUGGUAUAUGGAAGGACCACACACUGAAUUACCAGAUAUGA